Molecule: messenger RNA, 3816 nt
Organism: Cyclopterus lumpus (lumpfish)
Lineage: Eukaryota; Metazoa; Chordata; Actinopteri; Perciformes; Cyclopteridae
Gene: sh3pxd2aa
Product: SH3 and PX domains 2Aa
Exons: 16
Coding region: 178-3816 (1212 amino acids)
Biological process (GO): superoxide anion generation
Molecular function (GO): protein binding; superoxide-generating NADPH oxidase activator activity; phosphatidylinositol binding
Source: RefSeq, a predicted model, not a curated record
GCGCCUCCUCGCCAACUGGCCAGCCGCGGUUCGUCGCUCCCUGCCCGGAGACCGGUGCUGUGUGGAUUUCACCGGGGAGCCUUCGACGGGUGCUGUCGAGCGGGGUUUUCUAAUCACAUUGACAGCGCGAGUGAGGCGCGCGAGCCGCUCUCUUAAACGGCCGCCCGACAGCGAUGGAUGUCGGGAUCGCUCUCCCGUGAUACGAGAUCGCUUUCCCGGAGCCGCAGCAGCCCGUCGGUCGCUUCUAUGCAGAGCCUUUGCAGGGUCAAGAUGCAGUUCCGGACUGUGCUGGACGUGAAAGUCGUGGACGUGGAGAAGAGGCGCAAUCCGUCCAAACACUACGUGUAUCUCAUCAAUGUCACCUACUCGGACAACACCUCCCACAUCAUCUACAGACGAUACAGCAAAUUCUUUGACCUACAGAUGCAGAUACUUGACAAGUUCCCAAUUGAGGGAGGGCAGAAAGACCCAAAGAAGAGGAUCAUCCCAUUUCUCCCAGGAAAAAUCCUGUUCCGGAGGAGUCAUGUGCGAGACGUGGCCAUGAAGCGGCUGCGUUUCAUCGACGACUACUGCAGGGCGCUGGUGCGACUCCCCCCUCAGAUCUCUCAGAGUGAGGACGUGCUGCGCUUCUUUGAGACGAAGGCCGAGGACGUCAACCCCCCAGUGGAGGACUAUGGCUCCAAGCGCAAGUCGGUAUGGAUGUACGGCUUUACAGACAGCCCGAGGAAAGAGGCCUCAGGGAUCGACAGCUCGGAGCCCAUGGUGCUGGAGCAGUACGUGGCCGUGGCCAACUACGAGAGGCAGGAGAACUCGGAGAUCAGCCUCAAGGCCGGCGAGACGGUGGACGUGAUCGAGAAGAGCGAAAGCGGUUGGUGGUUCGUCAGCACAGCAGAGGAGCAGGGCUGGGUGCCCGCCACAUACCUGGACUCCCAGAACGUCACCAGAGACGAUUUGGAUCUGGGCACCUCGAGGACUGGAGAAGUUACUAAGAGACGGAAGGGACAUCUGAAGAGGCUGGACCGCCGCUGGACCCUCGGGGGUAUAGUCAACCGCCAGCAGAGCAGAGAGGAGAAAUACAUGACCAUACAGCCGCACGCCAGUCAAGGCAAGGAUGAAGUGAGCUUCGAGAAAGGGGUCACCGUGGAGGUCAUCCAGAAGAACUUGGAGGGCUGGUGGUACAUCAGAUACUUAGGGAAAGAGGGCUGGGCCCCGGCCUCCUACUUGAAAAAGGUUAAAGAAGACUUCUCCCCCCGCAAGAAGACCCUGACAGGCCCCGUGGAGAUCAUCGGCAACAUCAUGGAGAUCAGCAACCUGUUGCAAAAGAAGUCGGUCAGCGAGAAGGACAUCCAGACGGACGGGGAGGGCAGCACCACGCCGGAGCGCCACUUCUGCAAGAGCGAGAUCAGCCUGCCCAUGCCCUACAACUCUGAGAUCAACGCCGAGACGGGCAGGAGGCUGAGCGCGGGCCGCGACACCAACAGCCCGUGUCUGGGAAUAGCGGCGAGCGCUGCCCUGAAUGAGAGUAAAGGGAGGGGCGAGCAAGGGUCCCCAGCUGUAGCCAGAGUGGCUCCGCAUAGAGUGGAAAUUGGCUUUGAUGCUAUAGGGUCUCCAAAUCUGAGACAAAAGCCCCCUCCACGAAGAGAAACCCACUUGGGAUUCCAGUUACCCAAGCCUCCAGAGCCCCCUGCUGUGGAAGCAGAGUAUUACACCAUUGCAGAUUUCCAGUCCUCCAUCUCUGAUGGCAUCAGUUUCCGCGGAGGACAAAAGGCUGAUGUGAUAGAGAAGAACCCUGGAGGCUGGUGGUACGUGCAGAUUGGUGAGAUGGAGGGCUGGGCCCCCUGCUCCUACAUCGACAAGCGCAAGAAGCCCAAUCUCAGCCGUCGGACCAGCACCCUGACGCGGCCCAAAGUCCCACCCCCAGCUCCUCCCGUCAAAAAACAAGAGUCCGAUGAGGCUCCUCCUCCCACUAACUCCGCCUCUAAAGUCUCAGCGCCGCCAAGCAGGCCUGUGUAUGAGGAACCUGAAUAUGAUAUUCCUGCAAUUGGAUGCGAAGGUGAAUCAGACACAGAUUCCCUGAAGGAUGAGCGAGCCCUGAAUGUGAAGAUCAGCAGCGUGGCCAGCGACAAGUACCGCAGCUCCCCUCCUUCCUGCAAGGCCUCCCCUCCUUCCUGCAAGGCCUCUCCUCCUGUCUGCAAGGCGUCCCCAGUGUUCACUCAUCGAAGAGCUUCCUUCAGGUCUGUGGAGGAGGUCGCAAAAGAGGAGUGUGUCUAUGAGAACGACGGCUUCAGGCCAGUCGGUGGUGUUGAAAGAACUUCAGUCAAAGGUUCCAGUGAGCCAAAUUCUCCAAGGAGCUACCAUUCGUCCACGGUUCCACGCAAACCAUCCGGAUCCUCGCCUCUCGCUGGUAGACCCAUGAAGACCAUGACGCCAGAGAUGAACCGGAGAAGCCAGACCCUGGGCAGACACAUAGAUAUCCGCUUCAGGUCGCAGGACAACAGCCCCGGCUCUUCAUCAGAUGAAUUGAGCAGAGGCCCCAAGAAAGGCUCUGCCUUCAGCCGGAGUGUGGAGCAGAGAAUAGGUCAGAGCCCCUCCACCAGGCCCAAGCCUUCUGUCAGACCUAAACCACUCCUCACUAAAUCAGAGCCCCAGAGUCCUGAGAGGACGGACAUCAGCUCUUUGAGACGGCAGCUGAGGCCCACAAGUCAGUAUCGGCCUCAUGGCCUCAAACCUACUCGUGGGGACGACUCUGAAACAGCCUCCGUCAUCUCAUCAGAGGACUCGAUGUGUUCACGCAGCACCUCGGAUCUCUCUUCUGUCUACUCCAAAGGGAGCCGCGGGGACUCAGACGUGGAAGGUCCCAAUCUCUACCGUUCCCUGGAUGCCUAUAAGAAGGUCCAGGACUCUGAGGUCAGCUUUCCAGCCGGGGUGGAAGUUGAAGUUCUGGAGAAGCAGGAGAGCGGUUGGUGGUACAUUCAUUGGGGAUCCGAGGAGGGCUGGGCUCCUUCGUACUACCUGGAACCUGUCAGACAAGUGGGGGAUGCAGGGGGGUUGGACCUAGAUAGACAUGGGAGUGGUAGGAGUAAGUCCAACAGCCUGGAGAAAAACGAGCAGCACGUGUUGGCCCUCAAUAACAUCAAUAUUCAGGGUCUUAGCCAGCAGCAUCAAAGCUUGAGGAGGAAUACUCCGCCAAUUCCUUCUAAGCCUCCUGGUGGCUUCUCGAAGCCGUCCGGGAUAGUCAAUGGAGGUGUACGGAUGAGGAACGGGGUCCGCCAGGUGGCGGUGAGGCCUCAGUCUGUGUUUGUGACCACAACACAGCCAGCCAAGGAUGCACACUACAUGACAGGGUCUCUGAGGCGGAAUGACUCUCUUGGCAGAAGCGAUCACUAUGGCUCCGGUUCUGUCACUCUCGGAGUCCGCCGAAACGCCUCCUUCAGCACCGUGCGUCCACACGUAGUUGUCGAAAGUCAGACGAGGCCUGCCGAGCGCCCCGGCCCGGGGUCCUCAGGCAGCGCAUUCAGCACAAGCAAUGUCCAGGACGCCCUGAGCAGAGUCAACCAACGCAACGGCAUCCCCGUGUCCACAGUUCGACCCAAGCCCAUAGAGAAGAGCCAGCUGAUCCACAAUAACCUCGGCAGGGAAGUGUACGUGUCCAUCGCUGACUAUCGUGGCGAUGAGGAAACAAUGGGAUUCACUGAGGGCACCUGCCUGGAGGUGUUGGAAAGAAACCCCAAUGGAUGGUGGUACUGCCAGGUGCAGGACAGCCUGCUUCCCCGCAAGGGCUGGGUCCCCUCCAACUACCUAGAGCGGAAGAAAUAA